Pestalotiopsis fici W106-1 is the source of this 1149-nucleotide messenger RNA. RefSeq lists its product as uncharacterized. Lineage: Eukaryota; Fungi; Ascomycota; Sordariomycetes; Amphisphaeriales; Sporocadaceae. The transcript is spliced from 2 exons. The record is from RefSeq and is a predicted model, not a curated record. The coding region runs from base 1 to 1149 and encodes 382 amino acids.
AUGGAGUUGACACCCAUCAGGAUCCCCGGCAAGCGCCGUCGCAAGGGUGCGCCGCCCAUAGUCUUUGACGUAGGAUCAGCAGCAUCUCGUCGUCACCGCAAGGACAGCGGUAGCAACAGCAGCAAGCGCCGUGGCAGGUCGCGGGAAAGCACGAGUAGUGACAUGAAGAAAAAGAAGAGGCAAAAAGUGGCAAAACGGCCCAAGGCCUCGUAUCUGGAGAGGGAGCUACCCCUCGAAAUCGUGGAACGUAUCUUUUGGAUGAGCGAAAACAUCAACUUUGCUCGAUCCGGCCCGCGUGUCGGACAACUCUUGUCGAGCCCGUCAACGAGGCGCGAAACUUUUUUGCAGGCUUUUGGUCCAACCUGGGACGUUUGGUUCGGAGUGGUCAGGACAAAUCAUCUCCGGGUCGCCAGCUAUCACGACUGGCAGCAGGACGUGGCACGGUUUGGUGGGAAUCCAGAGUUCCAAUCUGCUCUUUUGCAGUACUCUUGGGUCGACAUAUCCUUCAUCCUGAGCUGCGUGGACUCCUGGGCACAGAAAUAUGCUAGAGACAGAUUCUACCAGCACCAAAAGCUCUGGGGCGACCCCCCUUCCACUUUCGAUGCUGAUUCCCAAGACCAGCUGCCGGAAGAAGAUGAAGCGGACGCUGGAGGUAUCGGGAGCUUCACCUCGGCCAGUCGAUACUUUGAGCACGACUACGCCGCCUUUGCCGCGCAGGCCGAACGCGGCGAUCCCCUCCCGGCACUCGACGACGAGUGGAGCUGGAUCGAAGUCCACCGCGAGACCCAGAUCCCCGAUGGCCUGCUCACCGGGCCGUCGUGGGAUGAUGCCGCCAUGCGAAAGCUAUUUUGGCUCGUCCGGGCUGGCGCACGUCUCUCUUCCGACCAGACCUGGGAGACUACGCUCGAAGGCUACCACAACGCCAUGAAGAGCACGGGAGACGACCAUGUUAAUCUUCUCGUUAUACGGCUUUUGCUGACCCUCGCCGGCGAUCACUGGCCGGCGCAUAUCGCAAGCGCCGAGCUUGACAAGUUGCAUGAUAAGGAACGGGAACUGUGGUCGAGUCAACAACGCGAAGUGUACAGUAGAUAUGCUUGUGUCGCUCGCAUGCUAGUCCAGAGAUAUUCUGCCCCAACGGCAGAUACAUGA